UAUUGGAAGUUUUUGUUUUUGAGUUUUUCGAGUUAUUAGGAAAGUGAAUGCGUGGUUGUGGGUGGGUGUCAUGUUAGUAUUUGCACGGCGAUGAUCGAAUGGAGGCAAUUGAAUGAAACCAGCUGGUAGCAAAUGAAACUUGUGCUUUCUUUAUCAGUUUGAGUUUGCACCGACUUGGAGGAUGAUGUGCUCCAGCUUUCUGCUCCUGCUGCUGCCAGCUAUAUACUUUCCAGCAUUGAUGGCCGAAAGCUUGCCUUUGGAAACAAUUUUGGGCCACGAUAAAAACCCGGAUCCGACUCGGGAAAAGUAUAUUUGGAAUCCGUUUCCGGGCAACUGUGGCCUCAAUGCCAGCAUGGUGCCUUGUGCCGGGGUCUGCCCAGAAACGUGCAGCUUUAAGUCCGAGAAGUGUCCUCAGUACUGCGGCGUCAAUUGUGAAUGUAUUGAUGGUUAUGUUUUCAGCGAAAGCCUAUUGAAGUGCAUUCUGCGACAGGACUGCCCCAUUAACAUACCGCAACAAGUUGUGGAAACGUACCGGGUCUUCCAGUAGAACACUUCUAGUUCACAUCCAAAUGACCAAUAAAGAGUAAAUAUGAAAA
Drosophila ananassae is the source of this 596-nucleotide messenger RNA. RefSeq names its product accessory gland protein Acp62F. The transcript has a single exon. NCBI's taxonomy places the organism in Eukaryota, Metazoa, Arthropoda, Insecta, Diptera, Drosophilidae. The record is from RefSeq and is a predicted model, not a curated record. Bases 182 to 547 code for a protein of 121 amino acids.